Messenger RNA from Lampris incognitus (smalleye Pacific opah), 3635 nucleotides. RefSeq names its product ATPase H+ transporting V0 subunit b (gene atp6v0b). The record is from RefSeq and is a predicted model, not a curated record. Gene Ontology annotation, molecular function: proton-transporting ATPase activity, rotational mechanism. Lineage: Eukaryota; Metazoa; Chordata; Actinopteri; Lampriformes; Lampridae. Gene Ontology annotation, biological process: proton transmembrane transport. Gene Ontology annotation, cellular component: proton-transporting V-type ATPase, V0 domain. The coding region runs from base 122 to 757 and encodes 211 amino acids. The transcript is spliced from 8 exons.
CUUACCUCCAUCGACUAAAUACGCUCCGGAAAGCCGUUUUGGGGUUUUUUUUUAGUCGGCGUCCGUUGCUCAGAUUGAACCGAAGACCCCUUGCAGACCAUUAGGAAACAUUACCGGAUAGAUGCUACUCGAGUGGAUGAUGAACGGACACGCCAUUCUUUACACCGGGGUCACUUUGGCCUUCUGGAGUACCAUACUAAUCGUCGGUAUUUGCUACACAAUAUUUGACCUUGGAUUUCGCUUUGAUGUGGCAUGGUUCCUGACAGAGACAUCUCCUUUUAUGUGGGCCAAUCUGGGAAUUGGCCUGGCCAUUUCUCUGUCUGUGGUGGGUGCUGCCUGGGGUAUCUACAUUACUGGCUCUAGCAUCAUCGGUGGCGGUGUCAAGGCUCCACGAAUUAAAACCAAGAACUUGGUCAGCAUCAUCUUCUGUGAAGCCGUAGCCAUCUAUGGCAUUAUCAUGGCCAUUGUUAUCAGCAACAUGGCUGAGAAUUUCCGUGGAAAUACCCCUGAAACUAUCGGAGCAAGGAACUACCAAGCUGGUUACUCCAUGUUCGGUGCUGGAUUGACUGUGGGCUUUUCCAACCUCUUCUGUGGCAUCUGUGUCGGCAUUGUGGGCAGUGGGGCGGCCCUGGCAGAUGCCCAGAAUGCCAGCCUCUUCGUGAAAAUCCUCAUCGUAGAAAUUUUCGGCAGUGCCAUCGGCCUGUUUGGUGUCAUCGUGGCCAUUCUGCAGACGUCGAAAGUAAAGAUGGGAGAUUAGAGUUCUCUGCAGGAUGAGACGAUGAGAAGAAGACGCCGUUGGAAAAUAAGAUGGAUUAUUGUGUACAUACAUCGUAAAUUAUUUAAAUGUCUUAUUUUGUCUGAUCAUUUUUAACCGUCGCUUGCUGAAGAGUGAAACACACGCACCCUUUUGUCUCGCCAGGUAUGUAAGUGUUUAGUAAGACAGCUGCAGAAAUUUCAGAGUCGCUACAUUUUUUUUUCUUGCACACCAGAACAACUUCUUGUGUCUUGCAUCAGUUCAUUUCAUACAUGACACAAACCUGUCUGAUCAUUCAGUGGCCUCCAUUGUCCUCCAGUUUUGCCUGAUGGAGUGAUUAGAACAAGCAGAAAUGUUAUUUGAUGGUUUUGGGAUCUUGGUAAACACCGUCUCACCCCUAUUUCAAAAUGGUGACCAGUGUAUUGCAAUGCAUGGGAGCCUGCAGACAUAGAGUAUGAUGACAGCGCUAUAAUGCUUCUGUACUGUUGUGCUCUUUCGCUAGACAACCAACAGUGGUGUUGCGUAUCGUUGAUAUGGUUCUUACUUUUUUUAUUUUAUUUUUUAAAGCAGAGGAAUCUGUGCCGUUUUUUCAUAAAUCAUUCAUGUUAUUAACUCAUUAGUUUCCUACCAGAAGGGCACAUCACGACUGAUGUGCCAGAUUUUUUUUUUUUUUUUUUUUUUUUGCUAACUAACUUCCGAACUGUAUGUGAAAAUCAUUGAAUGGGGGGGGGGGGCGAAGAUCCAGAAGGUAUUUUCCAUAACUCAUCUUACUGCAUUUUAGCAGUCUUAUGACAUUUCCAUCAGCUUAUCAGUUGUUUUUUCGUGCGAGGGAGGCACUCUUCUUCAUGUUCGACUGGUUAAAAAUGAGACUAAAGGAGUAUUUGAAAAUAUUUUUGUGUGCGUGCGUGCGUGUGUAAACUGAAAAUAUGAUUUUUUUUUUCCCUGUGAAGCAUGAGGGUGUUUACUAAAAUGUGUACUGUAGCCUGGUCUGUCACAGUUGUAUGUUUUUAUCAUUGCGGUUUGUGAUGAGUGUCUCCAUCCACCUUGGACCCGCCCCGAUACGGUAUUAGCCCCGGCUCUUGCUUCAAGAGCAGUGUUCAGUCAACCUGGUAUCAUUUCCAAGAAUAGGAGGCAAAGUACUCAUCUUGGCUCGCUCGUAAGAUCACAGAAAAAUCCCUUUCAUUCAGAGCCAUGUUAACUCUUGUCUAGAGCAUUGGUGCUCCGAAAUGGUCCCCGAUUCCAUCUGAACCCAGUAAGCCACCGCUGACGCUAUUCACAGCUGCCAGAUUCCCUUAUUUCACACAAGUGGCCCUUAUUUUCUGAGUUGGGUUGUCACGAGGGCUUCUGUGCUCUGCUGCAUUUCAAUGGGCAUCAUUGGUAAUCCCAUUGGUCGUCAAGUAGAAAUUCUGCUUGACUAAAAAUUCACUGUCGGGGGGGUGCGGGGGGGGGUAUAAUCUUGAUGUUCAGGACAAAUGGACCCAGAAUUCUGAACCGAGAAGCUCAGACGAGGUACAGGAAAAUGACCUUGUCGCUAAUGGCUUUCUUUCAACAUAGCCAAAUGAUUAGCCUCUGAACAGUGAUUGAUUAGAUUGAUUAUGUAUCAGGAAAUGUGUUACCAUGGCACCAAACAAAAUUUCUGUCUUUGUUGUUUUCUGUUCUUGGUCAGCAAAUCGGCUUUGUUUUUAGUGAAGGGGUCGUCGAUAUUACUCUGUUUUUUUUUUUUUUGUGUAACUCGGCUCGGGAUGUCCAGGUCACCUUUGCUUUAAAAUCCCUGUUGACUGUUGGGAGUUUGAACAGUUUGCUGUUUCAUAUCUUAGUUUGAAGAUAUGAAACAGUAGCUCUGUUCUGUGUAAGACUUGGAGCAGGACACCGUCCCUGUCGAUGUCUCUCUGGAAUUCUUUAGGAACUCUCACUUAAACUUUCAGUUUGAUUUUUUUUUUUUUUUUUUUUUUUGCUGCUUGUAUUUCUUACAGUUCAUCUGGAAUGUGCAUCGUCGCUUGCUCACAACAUUUGGGAGUGGUGUGAAACUGAUCAUCUCGUACAAGUUGGUUCAUUUGUUUUUUUUUAAACAUUCCUAAUCGGAGGUGUGUGUGCGUGUUCGUGCGUGCAUGCGUGCGUGCGUGCGUGCGUGUUUGCAUCGUUUGCUCCUGAGAGGCUUGCAUUUAGAUUUUGAGCAUUAUAAGAAUAUGAUGACAUGAUCACUACCAUGUUGCAGCAUGGCGUUCCCUGUUGAAAGCCUGUCAGCAUGGCUAUACGGGUUACACUGCAUCAGUUUUUAGCCGUUAGCUGAAGAGAAAGAAGCGGUAUUUUGCCCACAAGGGUACUUCUUGGAAAUCGGCCCACUUCAGAAAUGCUACGCAAAUGAGUUCAACUUGGAAGCAGCGAUUGUGUGAAUGGCUAUGCAAGACUGUCUAGGAUGUCAGUAAGUAACCUUUAGAUGUGUAUUCCAUUAUUCCAAGAGUUACGGGAAUUUUGUAGAUGACAGACCUUGGCUUUGUGUGAAUUGUCUCAUUGCUUUCCUUGUCAUUUCUCCUCGACAACUUGUGCAAAAGUCUGUGGAGGGGAGAGAAUACCCCGGUGCAAGAGAAAGGGAAACGUUGGAUUUAUGUUAAAUAUGUGCAUCUGCAUUUGGUCCCCCAACAGUGUCUUGGCGUGUAAAUUGUCACCUCUCGUAUGGUUUAUAACAGAACCGAGACUCUAAGAUGCUAUUGAAAACGGGGCCCUGUGUGCAGCCCUGGGCUUCAGUGACUGGUUGGUCCCCUAUGUACAAUAUAUGUUAAUGUGGUGAUGUUAAAAAAGAAAUUAUUCAUCGUUUUGACAUCGUGUAUGAUAAAAAUUGAUCCUCCUAGCUACAUAAAUGUCCUUGAAAGAAUAAAAGAUU